AUGGACCUCGCUCUCAAUGAUGUUCAUGUUCUGGUGACAGGUGCAAGUGGCGGGAUAGGUCUAGCAACAUGCCGUCUCUACUUGACCGCCGAAACUUACUCCGGAGUCGGACUGGAAGAGCAAGGAGCCAAGAUCACAGCUCACUACAAUACCACCUCCUCCACACUUGAUCCUUUGGUGGCCGAGUACGGCCCAACACGCGUUCGCACCAUCCAGGCCAAUCUCGCCCAGGAGGAAGAUGCCAUUCGCAUGAUGAACGUCAAGACCGAGGGCUUUGGUGCGGUACAGGUGCUCGUCGUCAAUCAUGGCUAUUACCCUCCGAACGAUGUACCCGUGUCACGCAUGACUCUCGCGCAGUGGAAUUCGACGAUGAACUCCAACCUCACGUCAUCCUUCUUGGUAGUCCGGGAGUAUCUUAGGCAUCUCGAAGACGCGACUGCCGCGGAGAAGGACAAGGCUGCCAUCGUGAUGAUCGGGAGCACAGCAGGGAAAUACGGGGAAUUCGGUCAUGCCGACUACUCGGCGGCCAAGAGUGGCAUGAUGUAUGGACUCUUGAUGACCCUCAAGAAUGAGAUUGUCAAGAUCGCGCCCAAGGGACGCGUGAAUUGUAUUGCACCUGGUUUUCACAUCAAGCAUGGCGUUGACGCCACGCAUGUAGGUUGGGUCAAGACACCCAUGGCCGCGCAUGCCCUCGAGAAUCCCGAGAUUGUCUACCGCGCUCUGGCCACCAUGCCACUAAAGAAAGUGGCAACGCCCGGGGAUGUUGCGACACAGGUCGUCUUCGUGUCGUCCACUGCUGUGUCUGGCCACGUUUCUGGGCAGGUGAUCAUGGUAGAGGGUGGUAUGGAAGGACGUUUGUUGAACAAGCCCGAAGACAUUGUAUUGUGA
This is a messenger RNA of Postia placenta MAD-698-R-SB12, 888 nucleotides long. RefSeq lists its product as hypothetical. Lineage: Eukaryota; Fungi; Basidiomycota; Agaricomycetes; Polyporales; Adustoporiaceae. The record is from RefSeq and is a predicted model, not a curated record. Bases 1 to 888 code for a protein of 295 amino acids. The transcript has 6 exons.